Hibiscus syriacus is the source of this 1439-nucleotide messenger RNA. RefSeq names its product 1-aminocyclopropane-1-carboxylate oxidase homolog 1-like. Lineage: Eukaryota; Viridiplantae; Streptophyta; Magnoliopsida; Malvales; Malvaceae. The transcript has 3 exons. Bases 94 to 1185 code for a protein of 363 amino acids. The record is from RefSeq and is a predicted model, not a curated record.
UCUAAACGUGUAAAAGGAUGAGGGGUAGGUCCUGACACUUAUCUUCCUUGACUGGAGUCCUCAUUGAAGAACUCCAUCAAAAUCUGGAGAAAAAUGGCAGAUUACAGCAGAAGCAAGGAGCUGAAGAAAUUCGAUGACACAAAAGCCGGUGUUAAAGGACUUGUAGAUUCUGGAAUCGUAAACGUCCCCAAGAUGUUCAUACGACCAGCAGAUGAGCUUGCCCAGGAACUCAUCAUCAAUCCCACCCACACAAACAACAACAACAACAAUCAAAUUCCCACUGUCGAUCUCAGCGGCACGGAAGCCGGCGGAAGCCGGCGUAAGGAGACGGUGGACCAAAUUAAGGCGGCAUCAAAAGAGUGGGGUAUUUUCCAAGUAACCAAUCACGGGAUCCCUUUGAACGCGAUGGAUGAGAUGAUCGACGGGGUGCGUUUGUUUAACGAGCAAGAUCUGGGGUUGAAGAGAGAGAUCUACAGCCACGACACCACGAAGACGGUGAGAUUCAAUUCCUACGCUGAUUUGUAUACAUCGAAAAUUGCCGAUUGGAGGGACACGCUUUUCCUUUCUUCCUUCCGUUCCGAUCUUGACCCCAACGAAAUCCCAGCAGUUUGCAGAAACUCAACCAUGGAGUAUGUAAAGCAUAUCAAAAGACUAGGGGAAACGCUAUUCGAGUUGCUAUCGGAGGCACUCGGGCUCCGAUCGGACCACCUCGGCUCGAUGGGGGGCAGCAAAGGGUGUAGCAUCGUGUGCCACUACUAUCCCCCUUGUCCCCAACCGGAACUCACUUUGGGACUGAAAGAACACACGGAUCCUGGCUUCUUGAACGUGCUUUUGCAGAACGAAAUCGACGGUCUCCAAGUCCUUCACCAGUGUCAAUGGCUAGAUGUUCACCCCACUCGAGGGGGACUGAUCGUAAACAUCGGAGAUCUUCUUCAGAUUGUAUCGAAUGGCAAGUUGAAGAGUGUGAGGCACAGGGCAGUAAACAAGAAUGCAGGACCAAGAAUUACAGUGUCCAGCUCUUUCUCGGGACAUGUAAGCUUGCUUCACAAAACGUUCAGCCCAAUCAGUGAGUUGACAUCCGAGCCUGAUCCUCCUCGAUACAAAGACUUUGUGUUAAAGGAAUAUUAUGCCAGAUAUUUAUCCAAAUCAGAUGGUAAAUCUCUUACCGAAUGCUACAAGCUGUGAAAAAGUAAGGUAAUUAACCCCAUCAAUGGCAAUCAUAGAUUUAGAUUACGGUUGUUAUCGUGUUUUCGAUUGUGUUUAUCGCGAUCGCGGUCAUGUUUUCGAUCACGUUAACCGUGAUUGUGACAAUAACGGAUAUUUUACGGUUGUUGUGGGUAUUGUAGUUGUACAAUAACAGUUUCGGACGGCACCUAUAACGAUCACUAUUAUAAUAAGGGACCGCUAUUUUAUCAUGUAUGCAGACUGUACCAAGCUUU